Messenger RNA from Equus quagga, 2131 nucleotides. It is a transcript of the gene CREM, whose product is annotated as cAMP responsive element modulator. The transcript is spliced from 8 exons. The record is from RefSeq and is a predicted model, not a curated record. Lineage: Eukaryota; Metazoa; Chordata; Mammalia; Perissodactyla; Equidae. Gene Ontology annotation, cellular component: ATF4-CREB1 transcription factor complex; nucleus. Gene Ontology annotation, molecular function: RNA polymerase II cis-regulatory region sequence-specific DNA binding; protein binding; DNA-binding transcription factor activity, RNA polymerase II-specific. Gene Ontology annotation, biological process: regulation of transcription by RNA polymerase II. Bases 728 to 1645 code for a protein of 305 amino acids.
AUUAAGUGAUAAUGAAUAGUGAAACUUAGUAAAAUGAAGCAAAGUUUCUAAGAUUACAUUGGUCAAUAGGACCGAGUUGCUCACUAAUUAGAAAACUUGGCAGGUUUUGAGUCCUGGGGAGUGGAGGUAUUAUUGUAUUUUGCUGGUUGGGAUCUCUGUCGAAAGCACUCAAGGUAGCUGGGAGAUGGCUGUGCUCUCUUCUCUCUGUGCAAACUAAGUGAUGGUCCGGCCCUCUCUGGAUGUUCAGGCUAGGGAAGAGAAAAAGUGUGAGAGGGCCACACCAGCCCUAAGGCAGGAGCUUUCUGUGGGUCAGAGACACUACAGGCGUGAAAGGUCCUGGAAUUUCUUUGGCCUGUGCCUCUUUUGCAAUUAUGGAGGCAUAAAAAUAGCUGCAAUUUUCAUUACUAUAGAGACAAGGCAUUAUCUUGCACCUGGAGUAGUACUAGAAUAUCGUAUAUUGAACAUUUCAUUUAUUAAAAAAUAAUUCACCAUAUUUAAGUUCUGUCUCCAAUUUAUCUUAAGAAGUUGGGGCAGUUUCUCCUCUGGCUUAAGUAAGGCUUCACUGUUAGUAGUCCUGAGCUCGUAGUGAGGUAGUUUAACUGCUUUAGAACUUUGUGCUGGGAACCUUCUUAGCCACCGAAGCAUGGAAACCGAAAGUGAGGAGCAUGGGUUCUCUACUAUCUGUCACAUCAGAGGAUGACUGUUCCAGGGCAGUGACCGCCUCCUAAUGGUCUCUGUAGCUGGAUCAGGCACCGGAAGAGGCUCUCCAGCUGUAACUCUAGUACAAUUACCCUCAGGGCAAACUGUCCAUGUCCGGGGAGUAAUUCAGACCCCACAGCCAUCGGUUAUUCAGUCACCACAAAUACAGACUGUUCAGGUAGCAACGAUUGCAGAGACAGAUGAGUCUGCAGAAUCAGAAGAUGUAAUUGAUUCUCAUAAACGUAGAGAAAUCCUUUCACGAAGACCCUCUUAUAGAAAAAUACUGAAUGAACUUUCCUCUGAUGGGCCUGGUGUUCCCAAGAUUGAAGAAGAAAAAUCAGAGGAAGAAAGAACGCCACCUCACAUCGCUACCAUGGCAGUACCGACUAGCAUAUAUCAGACUAGCACGGGGCAAUACAUUGCUAUAGCCCAAGGUGGAACAAUCCAGAUUUCUAACCCAGGAUCUGAUGGUGUUCAGGGACUGCAGGCAUUAACAAUGACAAAUUCAGGAGCUCCUCCACCAGGUGCUACAAUUGUACAGUAUGCAGCACAAUCAGCUGAUGGCACACAGCAGUUCUUUGUCCCAGGCAGCCAGGUUGUUGUUCAAGAUGAGGAAACUGAACUUGCCCCAAGUCACAUGGCUGCUGCCACUGGUGACAUGCCAACUUACCAGAUCCGAGCUCCCACUACUGCUUUGCCACAGGGGGUAGUGAUGGCUGCCUCACCAGGAAGUUUGCACAGUCCCCAGCAACUGGCAGAAGAGGCAACACGCAAACGAGAGCUGAGGCUAAUGAAAAACAGGGAAGCUGCCCGGGAGUGUCGCAGGAAGAAGAAAGAAUAUGUCAAAUGUCUUGAAAAUCGUGUGGCUGUGCUUGAAAACCAAAACAAGACUCUCAUUGAGGAACUCAAGGCCCUCAAAGAUCUUUAUUGCCAUAAAGCAGAGUAACUGUCUUUGACCUGGACCUUGUUUACUGUGAACUCUAAUCAAGGCAGGAGAUGCAGCAGUUCUACUAAUUGUCAUGUGGACUUGUGGAGGGGACACUUCUGACCCUUAAGAAUCCAGUUUGGCUUAGUGUUUGAGAUGGAAUUGGGAAUGUUGUUCCAAGAUUUGGAAUGCAGCCAUGCUCACAUUCACCAAGCUUACUUCCGUUUGUCUGUCAGGAGCGUGCAACAAAUGUUUUGUUUGCCCUUUGCUUCUGCUUUUUUUCAGGGAAGCUGCUAAAGAAUGUCGACGUCGAAAGAAAGAAUAUGUAAAGUGUCUGGAGAGUCGAGUUGCUGUGCUGGAAGUUCAGAACAAGAAGCUUAUAGAGGAACUUGAAACCUUGAAAGACAUUUGCUCUCCUAAAACAGAUUAGUAUAAAUAUUUGACUAUGAACUGAUUACAACAUGUACAGUUGCUUUUGAAGGCAAUACAAUAUAUAGCUGACAAGAA